AUGCCAGUCUACCAUAUCGUCCUCUUCCGCCUUAAGCCUGGUGUCACCCCGGCUCAGAUCGCUGCCUGGAAGGAGGCAUCCCAGGGGAUGGUUGGGAAGAUACCUGGGCUGCAAUCGAUUCAGAACGGUGCCCCACUGCCGAUUUCCAUUCCCCGUGCCAAGGGCUUCGACAUGGGUCUGGUUGCUGUGCUAGAGACGGCUGAGCAUGUUACCACCUAUGCGAUACACCCGGCUCACCUGGAGGUUCAUAAAAUGCGGGAGGAGCUCUGCGAGGAUACUUUGGCAUAUGAUCUAGAAUUCUAG
This is a messenger RNA of Penicillium paradoxum, 303 nucleotides long. RefSeq names its product Dabb family protein. The transcript has 4 exons. Bases 1 to 303 code for a protein of 100 amino acids. Lineage: Eukaryota; Fungi; Ascomycota; Eurotiomycetes; Eurotiales; Aspergillaceae. The record is from RefSeq and is a predicted model, not a curated record.